UCUUUGUAUUCAUGCAUGCAUACUAAUCCAUUCAGCAUCUUCUUCAUUCCUACUGUCGGCACAACGGACCAUUCACGUUCCAAGAGUGUGGGAUUUUGAGCGUUCUCUUUCGGAAGAAGACCUCAGUGUACAUGAAAGGCCCGCAUUCGAUGUGGGAGAACUCGUGUUUUUGGUAACACAAAAAGCGCGCGCAGUAGGAUUGCUGCUGGAGCGUAAUCCCAUUGCAGAUCCAAGAGUGGCGUUUGCAAGGAGCAGGCGUGCAAUUUUCAGUAAAAGCAAAGUAUUUCCAAAUCCUACCAUGUUCCUGGUAGAGGUCGCGUCUCCUUUGGCACAGUUGCUACACAUAGCGACGGAAGCAGCUUUCAAACAUAUGGAGUCGGUUGUUCUCAUCUUGUAUCGAGAGAGGAACGAUCCACAACCGAUGGUUAUCCUGCUGGGUGCACGCCAUCUUGAGGAUAGCGGUCAUCGUUACGACUGCUGCGUAGCUGUCGUAGGCGAACAAAUCUACGCAGUGGAACGCCAGGCGGAAGCCAGAGCGGAGGAAAUGCCGUUGCACUUGGAGCUAUUAGAAGCUGGACCACUUGCUCGUCACUUCCCAUCGCCAACAGUAGAGCCGUGGAUUACGAUACGUCGUAAGCCUAAUCUGACGCAUGAACAAAUUGUGCAGCUCUUGCAAGGUGAAUAG
Cylicostephanus goldi is the source of this 685-nucleotide messenger RNA. The record is from the annotation of a GenBank genome assembly. NCBI's taxonomy places the organism in Eukaryota, Metazoa, Nematoda, Chromadorea, Rhabditida, Strongylidae.